Yarrowia lipolytica CLIB122 is the source of this 2034-nucleotide messenger RNA. RefSeq lists its product as uncharacterized. Gene Ontology annotation, molecular function: glucan endo-1,6-beta-glucosidase activity. Gene Ontology annotation, cellular component: extracellular region; cell surface. Gene Ontology annotation, biological process: glucan catabolic process. NCBI's taxonomy places the organism in Eukaryota, Fungi, Ascomycota, Dipodascomycetes, Dipodascales. The record is from RefSeq and is a predicted model, not a curated record.
AUGAAGUUCACAACUCUCCUUUCUAUGGCCUCUGUGGCCAUGUCUGCCGCCGUCACUGUGGAGAUUCACUCUACGGUGCUAGAAACCGUGUUCGAAACAGCCUCUGAGACGAUAAUUUCCGACGCCGCAACCCCCGAACCCUCCCCCACAGUCAGAUAUGUUACCAUUCUGCCCAAACCCUUUCCUGCAUUCAACGGCGUUGCCCUGAGCGGCACUGUCCACAACAAGCGAGACACCGUCGAGACUUCUGUCGACUGCAAUCUCGGACUGGCCUCUGCCUCUGCUGCUGCUCUCCGGGAGCAAAGUUCAGCUGGUACCUCGUCCGCAGCAUAUACCGCAACCUUAACUUCUGGUAGCAAUCUUAGCUCCGAGACCCACACCAUUGAGGUUUCUUCUUCUACUUCUUCCAUUCCCGAACCUGCCACCGCAUCAAUUGAGACCGAGCCUAACCCCAGUCUCAUCCCCCUCUUUAUCCCCGUUCACCAGGAAGACUCCACCACCGACACUACCACCGACACUCACAACAUGGGACUUGGAACCAAAAUCAGAGACAUGGUCAACAACGUUGGCCCCGUGGCCGCUGCCGACCUCAGCAAGCCCAACCAGGCUCCCAAUGACCGAACCAUCUUCCAGUCGCGAAACAACCAUGGCCCCAACAUUGGCUCCAUGUUCCUUCUCGAGAAGUGGCUGACCCCUGGCAUGUUCCCCGACUCCGCCAAGGGAGACGCUGAGCUCGACGCUGUGACCGCUCUCGUUGCCGAACAGGGUGCCGGCGGCGCCCAGAAGAAGUUUGAGGACCACUGGAACACCUGGAUCACCGACGACGACUUCUCGUACCUGCAGUCUGUGGGAGCCAACGCCAUCCGAGUGCCCAUGGGCUACUGGACCAUCAACGGAGGCGCCUUCACCCAGGGCACCCCCUUCCAGCAGUACCAGUCCGUCUACCAGAACGCCUGGUCCAUUUUCAAGACCAACAUUCUCGACAAGGCCCGAGCCGCCAACAUUGCUGUUCUGAUUGAUCUGCAUGCCGUUCCCGGCGGCGCCAACGGAGACGCUCACUCUGGAACCUCUUCCGGUAAGGUCGAGUUCUGGGACUCUCGAAGCGACCAGAAGAUUGCUAUUGACGCUCUCCAGUGGGUCGCCAAGGACGUGCUUUCAUACGACAACGUUCUCGGUAUCGAGGUCGUCAACGAGGCCGUCUACGACGCUUCCACUUCCAAGGAGGGCUCUUACUACCUGCGAGCUCUCGAGGCCAUCCGACAGGUGAACCCUGACGUUCCCGUCUACAUCUCCGAUGGCUGGGCUCCUACCGAAUGGAACGAGUGGGUCCAGGAGCAGAACCAGAAGCUUUCUGCCGGUCAGAACACUGGUUUUGUUGUCGACUCGCACGUCUACAAGGCCUUCUCCGAGCAGGACAAGGGCAACUCUCCCCAGCAGAACAUUGCCAACGUUCCCGCCUACCUCAAUGUUGGAAAGGCCCAGGCUGAUUCUAUUGUCGGCGAGUUCUCCUGUGUCUUCUCCGAGGAGACCUGGGCUAAGGCCGGCGGUGAGGACCGAGAGCAGCUUGCCAUCAAGUACGGCCAGGUUCAAAUUGAGUCCUUCAACCAGAAUGCCCGAGCCGGAUGGUUCUUCUGGACUUACAAGUUCCAGUACGGCGAUGGAGGCGAUUGGGGCUUCAAACCCAUGACCCAGAAGGGCGCCCUCCCGACCUUCUCCAACGGAGGCUCCAACAAGGAUCCCAAGGCCGGCAUCAAGGAGGCAGCCACCAAGGCUACCGAGGAGCACUCUGCCUACUGGGACCAGCAUCAGGGUAACUACGAGCACUGGCGAUACGCCGAUGGAUACGUUUCGGGAUGGCAGGACGCUGCCGCCUUCUACGAGUUCCACGGCUCCACCAUUGGCCGAAUCAACGCCUGGCAGGACGCCCGACGAGCCCAGCACAUUGCUGCUAAGGGUAACUCCGGUGCCAUCUGGGAGUGGGACCAGGGCUUCGACGCUGGUAUUCAGGGUCUGCUCAACUACAUGCGAUCUUAA